Messenger RNA from Homalodisca vitripennis (glassy-winged sharpshooter), 3292 nucleotides. It is a transcript of the gene fmt, whose product is annotated as serine/threonine-protein phosphatase 6 regulatory subunit 3. The coding region runs from base 300 to 2876 and encodes 858 amino acids. Gene Ontology annotation, cellular component: cytosol; nucleus. Lineage: Eukaryota; Metazoa; Arthropoda; Insecta; Hemiptera; Cicadellidae. The transcript is spliced from 21 exons. Gene Ontology annotation, molecular function: protein phosphatase binding; protein phosphatase regulator activity. The record is from RefSeq and is a predicted model, not a curated record.
CAAAGGCAGUAGGCAGGUAGUGUAGUGUUAUGGCUGUAUUGUCAAAACCAAAAGUGAAUUGAAACGCCAUUGUAAUAGAAGUGAUGUGACGUUAUAUUAUUAUUUUAUUUGUGUGUUCGUCUUUUAUAUUAUGUUAUUUUGUGCAGUUUCUAUUGAUUUGUUAAAGUUUUAGGAUUUAUCGUAGCAUUGGUAUACUUUUAUAUACAAGCAAAAGAUAACCUCAGGUUGUAGGAGAAAACUUGCUGUAGGUGAUGAUAAUUAAUUGACGAUUAAAUAAACCAAAGAAAAAGCAAAGAAAAAUGUUUUGGAAUUAUAAUCAAUCCUCCUCACCUCAAAUAGACAAUGUCUUCUGUAAAGAGGACCUCACAUUACAAGAACUAUUGGACCAAGAAAAUAUACUUCAAGAGCUUAAAUCCCAAAAUAAAAAAUUGAUAGAUUUCCUGAUAAAGCCCGAGGUGCUGUCUGAGUUGGUGACCCUGAUCACAACGGAGCCUGUCGAAGACAUACCUCAGAGCGAGCGUUACAAACAUCCAAAUAUUGCCUGCGAGCUACUCACCACCGACAUUCCCUCCCUCACCGAAAAUUUAGCCCGAGAUCCCACUUUGCUGUCCAAACUCUACUCGUUCUUGGAGUCGGAGCCACCCCUCAACCCUCUUCUCGCUUCAUUCUUUAGCCGUACCAUGGGAGUACUCGUCGUCCGCAGGAGUUUCCAGAAUUGGUAUUCCUACCAGUUUACAUGUCUGCAAGUCGUAGAGUUCCUCAAGUCCAAACAAACUAGUAUUUCACUGCUUCUGAAGCACCUCGGUACCUCAGCAAUCAUGGACCUGGCCCUGAAACUAGUCACUCAAAUUGAAGGCUCAGACAUGAAGCAGAAUAUUCUUAAUUUCAUGGCUACGCAAGGCCUGGUAGAGAACUUGGUAGACCUGCUGUCUCCUAGUGCAGGCUCUGGUAUCAACUCAAAUGCUGCACUGUUGCUCUGUGAUAUUAUCGUCAAAUCUAGAGAAGCUCAGCUCACUUGUGAAAACAAACCUGAACCUGACCCCAUUCUUGCCAGUUUGGAAUCUGGCGAGACAAUUAAGAAGAUAUUAGAAGUUAUUUUAAAUGGAGAGAAAAAGGAAAGUAGUUUAAUUGGAGGUAUUUCAGUUCUCUUAACUCUUCUGGAACCCUCUAAACCAAUUGGUGCUGCCAGUUUAGACUCUGGUGGUAUGAACCUGAACUAUGGGGUUGAUGGGGGAGGGGGAGGUGCAUCAGGAGAUUCCCCCGCCCCUUCCCCUCCCCCGCCUGUCACUCUCACUACAACUGAAGCAAUUGUACCAUUCUUGCCUGUCUUUCAUGAUCUACUUCUGAACCCACCUCAAAAGCCGGGAGUGAAAUUGACAUGUUGUACUGUGGACCCUCCACUAGGUAACACCAGGCUGCAGAUAGUAAAGCUGCUGGCAGCUCUUGUCUCAACACACAACCACUCGGUGGAGGAGCAGCUGGCUGCUCUAGACACCAUCAAUGUCUUACUGAAUCUUUUCUUCAGCUAUAGCUGGAACAAUUUCCUGCACACGCAGGUGGAGAAGUGCCUGAAUGCAGCAAUAGCUGUUGACCCUUCGCCUUCAGACAACCCUACUGAUAAUUUACUCAUCCAUAAUAUUUUCGUCAAGUGCCAGUUACUGAACAAGAUAUUAGAAGCCUGGAAAGAAAAUGAAGAAGAACAAUCUAAAAAAGGAGGCUUCAGGAAAGGUUACAUGGGACAUUUGACACGGUUGUCAAUUACCAUCAAUUCCCAUAUGGAAAAGAUCGUCAAGGCACAAGUGCCCGAAGAUCAGCUGACGGCUUGGCAGGAGUUCACCUCGGGUCCUCUGGCCAGAGUAAAGGCUCAGCUAGAGACUUGUCUGGGAGGUAAACAUCCAGCCCAGUCAACAUCAGAUGACGAUGAGAGAAAUUUCCGAAACAUUCCCUUCCAACAAGAUACUCAGUUCCAACAGAUAUACACGGAAUACCAAACUCAGCAAAUGGCUUCGCAAUUUAUUGAACAUUUUGGCUAUCAUGAGUCUGAAUUUAAUGAUCCAGAGGAUAAUUUAAACCCAUCAGUGGACCGCCUGGCUCACCUUUCGUUCAGCGUUACUGAUGAUGAAGAGCUGGAGCGACAGGCUGAGAUGUUUAAACAGGUCUGCGCACAGAAGGUGCAGAGCUUGGAUGGUGAGGAUGAUGACGACGAGAUAUGGUCUGACCAUAAUGUGGCAUCAAGUAGGGUGUGGAACGGUGGUGAGGAGAUUGCUAAUUACAACAGUUCAGAUGAUGAAGAGAGACCAGGUCCUGAGGGCAGAGAAGAGGCACACAUGGAGAUUGACCAGGCUGACCCCUGGAACAGUGGACCAGUGGAGGGAACGGCUGAUCCCUGGGGUGGGGGGACUGGAGGUUCUAAUGUGGUCAACGAAGGUUGGGCAGACUUCGAGGCUAAUUUUGGUGCGGCCAGUUUGCCGUUAGAGAACAAUGUGGAUGUGACCGUCCCACCUACAGAGCUCACCACUGACACGUGUAGUGUUCCCGGAAUGACAGCCGAGAGCAGAAGUGAGCCCCUGGGAGCAAGUUCGUCUGAAGUUCAAGCUGACAAAUGUAACAAAAAAGAUGAUAAUGCCAAUCUUAGCUUGUCUUCCGAUGAAGCUAAACACCUUGAUGAAGAACAACUCAUUGACAAUUUCAGGUUCCUCUCCAGCCAGGGUUUAAUAGCUGAUCAAAAUGACUCUUCCAAAGUGUCAACACCAGUGGAUUCGACUAUAAAACCACUUGACAGCCCUGCUGGACAGAAAGACACAGUGGAAACAGAGAACACAGCAGUGGAGUCUACCGCCACCUCUACACCAGCCACUCAGCCUGAAACUGUCUGAUACUACCCCAGCACCCCUCUCCUUGGCAUAUCAGCGUGUCCUUGUAUCGUAAACUGUUGUUGAAAGCUCGUCAGCGGUGUAUAUUUGAUAUUGUUCUAUACUGAAAUAGAUUAUGACAAAGUCGAUCAGUUGUUGCGGAGCGAUAUAUUUGUUACCAAACUAGAGUUAUUACAUUUGGUUAUGUAAAAAAGUGUAAUAAAUUGUUUUAUUUAAGAGCUUCUGUAUAAAAAAAGACUUGAUUUAUAGGAGAAAGGAACACAAAAUCUGCUCAAAUAUUGCAAUUGUUUUAUACCUCACCGUACCCUUCCAACUAACCAGUAUUCCUUGUUGCCGGUUAUUGUGUAUUCUUAUGCUCCUGCAUUGUAAAGUGCUUAAUUGUUUAUUUUUGAACAGGCAAAUAAAUUGGUUAUCACUGA